Messenger RNA from Pochonia chlamydosporia 170, 348 nucleotides. RefSeq lists its product as hypothetical. Lineage: Eukaryota; Fungi; Ascomycota; Sordariomycetes; Hypocreales; Clavicipitaceae. The transcript has a single exon. The coding region runs from base 1 to 348 and encodes 115 amino acids. The record is from RefSeq and is a predicted model, not a curated record.
AUGGUGUGCCCUGAGGCCCAGGCAGCCGGUACAUACAGCGUGGAUUACGAAACAAUCAACAAAAGAGAGAGACAUUCUCCUGUCAAGCUCCAUCGCCGCCCUGUUAUUACGAGCUGGUGCCACGCUGGUAGCAGUGACGAGCGAUGGGACUGCAAAACGGUACGGGCUUCACCCGAAGGAUCAAUUGGCCGUGAUGUUUUGUCAUCGAAGAAAGCGGCUCUUCCGCAGAUGUUCUUACACACUGAGGAUUUGACUCAAGGAAGUACAGUCUGGCUAUCCGCAAGUUCCGUGCCUCUGUUCCUUGGGCAAUCCAGCGCUAAACACAACGGCGAUGCCGUGCAACCGUGA